AUGCACAUCCUGCGCCUCCGGUUCUCCAGUGCCCUCCAGUGCAGCUCGACGCGCCGGACCUUCUCGAGCAGUAGCCUACGCCGCAAUGUGGUCGACCUUGCGUUCCAUCGACACGAGCCGCCGGACAAAACGGGCAUCAAAGGCCCGCCCAUUAUCGUGAUGCACGGCCUGUUCGGGUCGCAGAGGAACAACCGCACGCUCAGUAAAGCACUAGCCAAAGACCUGUCGCGACCAGUCUACACGAUCGACCUACGCAACCACGGCGACAGUCCUCACUCACCGGUCCACGACUACUCAUCGAUGGCGGAGGACGUGGAGCACUUCCUCAAGAAGCAGAACAUUGUGCGGCCGACCCUGAUCGGCCACUCGAUGGGAGCCAAGGUGGCCAUGACGCUCGCACUGCGCGCCCCAGGCCAAUACUCGGGGUUGGUCCCCGUCGACAAUGCGCCGGUGGACGCGGCGCUGAAGUCGGAUUUCGGCAAGUACGUGCAGGCGAUGCGCGAGGUCGAGGAGCACCAACCCCCGAUCACCAAGCAGAGCGAAGCCGACAAGAUCCUGGCCAAAUACGAGUCCGACCUGACCAUCCGGCAGUUUCUGCUGACCAACCUGGUCAAAAAGCCGGCGGGCGGUGACGACCACCACGCCCACCGCACCGGCGAACACCGCCACGCACAGAAGACAGAGCUGCGUUUCCGCAUCCCCUUGCACACCCUGGCCAAGGCAUUGCCCGCCAUGGCCGAUUUCCCGUUCAAGGACCCUGACCAGGCUCGCUACGACGGCCCGACUCUGGUCGUUCGUGGCAACAAAUCUCACUAUGUCGCCGAUGAGACGCUGCCUCUGAUCGGCCGCUUCUUCCCACGCUUCGAGUUGCUGAGUUUUGACUGUGGCCACUGGGUCAUGAGCGAGAAGUUCGAGGAGUUCAGGGCCGGGGUGGUCGAAUGGGUUGGAAGGGCUGUUGACGAGGAGGAAAGUUCGAGCUGA
This is a messenger RNA of Capronia epimyces CBS 606.96, 981 nucleotides long. RefSeq lists its product as uncharacterized. Bases 1 to 981 code for a protein of 326 amino acids. The transcript has 2 exons. NCBI's taxonomy places the organism in Eukaryota, Fungi, Ascomycota, Eurotiomycetes, Chaetothyriales, Herpotrichiellaceae. The record is from RefSeq and is a predicted model, not a curated record. Gene Ontology annotation, cellular component: mitochondrion.